AUGUUUGAAGUACCGAUAGUUUCACGCUCCCACUCUUGCUUUGAAAAAUUAACCUCAUCUCCUCUAGCUGAUAUAUUUGAGAGAGAUUUAGUUAGAGGGGUUAAAAGGGGAUUAUUUCAACCCCUAGCCUGUCGAGCUUCAGCUUCGCACUUCCUGUGGCAUAGGUAAUGAAGCCAGCAACGCCUUUUUCUGUCGACGUCACCCAAAAUGGUGACGUCGACAUCUUUUGGGGGAGACUGACCCGAAACUUGCUUGGCUAAAGUUUGUGCAGAGGACUCUCUUAACCCCUGAUAGUGCUCAGAGUAUUAGGAAAUCGUCCUAUGUCUCCUUCUGGAACUACCCUUGCCAUUUUCAGAUACAAUAAUUGGCAUUGAGCCAUCGGUUUCUUGUCUGUGGGUCGGGGAGAGGCCCAGUCAGCCCAAGCCAUCUCCCACCCCGGAAAUUGCCACCAGGACUCCGUGGGCCAUCAGGGCCGCGGUUUUUAGGCAACCUCUGAUUUUGGUUUUUUUCUUUUUUCUGUCACGCUCUGUAAUUGCCACCAAUUGCAGUAAAUAGCAAUUUCUGAUAUAUUAGAAGAAAUCGAAGAAAGCGAGUGCCAACCAAAAGAAGAGCAAACCUUAAUAAAAAAUUUAUUGCGAGAAAAAGAAGAAGAUGCCCAUUUAAUCAAAAUGCUCAAAGAAUACUCUUUUUCGUUGCAAAAGAAAAUAGACAGCCUGGAAGGGGUUGUCAAAGUCCUAAAAAGUGAAUGUGAAUCAUUGAAAAAUGUGUUGAACGAGAAUGAUAACAGCCAAAAUGCUGAAUCAGUUGGGCUCUUUGCCAAAGCAAUUGAAGCGAAGAACAGAAAAGAAAGCUUUUCAAGCAAUACUUGCAGUGAAAAUAAUAUUUAA
Molecule: messenger RNA, 887 nt
Organism: Blepharisma stoltei
Lineage: Eukaryota; Ciliophora; Heterotrichea; Heterotrichida; Blepharismidae
Source: the annotation of a GenBank genome assembly